Anolis carolinensis (green anole) is the source of this 6632-nucleotide messenger RNA. RefSeq names its product ATPase phospholipid transporting 10D (putative) (gene atp10d). Gene Ontology annotation, cellular component: plasma membrane. Bases 2391 to 6416 code for a protein of 1341 amino acids. Gene Ontology annotation, molecular function: ATP hydrolysis activity; ATPase-coupled intramembrane lipid carrier activity; ATP binding. The transcript is spliced from 23 exons. The record is from RefSeq and is a predicted model, not a curated record. Gene Ontology annotation, biological process: phospholipid translocation. NCBI's taxonomy places the organism in Eukaryota, Metazoa, Chordata, Lepidosauria, Squamata, Anolidae.
AACUGCUGGUGGAAGUCGACCACAUAGUUGUGCUGGAGGACACUAGAAAGGAUAUUUGAAUCCAAACCAUGAAUAAUCAAAACCCACAAAGGUUACACCUGCAAAUAUUGAGGGCUGACUAUAUAACGUUGACAUAUCUUUGCACUCUUAGCAAUAUGAGAAUAUUAGUAUCAGAAUCUUUAGUUAGUGCUCCUCUACGCUGUCAAUAAAAUUAUUUUAUCAAAUACAAACACAGAAAAAGAAGCUGUUGAAAGGUAUCUUUCUUAGAGGAGGUGUUGGUUUAUUGUUUAAGUGGCUGUAAUAUCGUACCAUAAUAUUAAUUAAAAUUCAUUUUUUCUUGACUUUUAAUGGUUUCAGUGGUUGUUAUUUGAGGUGAAUUUCUCAUAAAGUUACAAAUUGGUUGUAUGCACACUGGAUUUUCUAGCUUUUCAGUGGUAAUUUUGAAACUAUCCUUGUAAUGUACAGUGCAGAUCAAAUAACACUAGAAGCCUAGUUGGUUCUACUCUGGUUUCAUUUUGUCAUUAGUGAAUAUUCUGGUUUCAUUUUACCACUAGUGUAUAUGUUUAAGUCAACUUAGUAUAUUAAAAUUAUGGAUUUUGAUAUGAUUUGUGGGUACACUGAGGAUCAUCCCACAGAGAGGGGAAAGUGCCAGUGCUGUCUUAGAGGGCCAGAUGCCUGGACUUCUGUCACCACCAUUUUCCCACCCAAGUAUUCAAAAAGUGAUGCUGUGGUGGAGAAAGUAAAGGAGUUUGGUGCUUCUUUGAGGUUCUCCAGGGACAGACUGAAGCCCCUUCUACACCACCAUAGAAAAUCCAGAUUAUCCACUUUUAACUGGAUUAUAUGGCAGUGUAGACUCAGAUAUUCCAGUUCAAAACUGACAAUCUGGAUUAUCUGUUUUGAUAAUCUGGAUUAUGUGGCAGUGUAGAAGGGGCCUAAACUCUUGCCUUUUUGCACUCUGCUCAGAGAUGGUUUGAUAAGACUGAAAGGAUAGUACUUACAUUGACCUGUAGAUAAGUUUUACCCAGCUUUGGGUGGUUGAUUGACUGAUAUUGAAAUGGCAGACAAAGGUUUGAGGUAGUGAGACAAAGAGAGUUCUGGUUGCUGUAGAAAAAGACGUUUAUUCUCAGUGGCCAGAGAGAAUAAGCAAUAGGAAGGACCUUCUCCUGUAAUCAGGAAAGCGAAGGUACAGAACAAAGAAACACAGGUCCUUAUAUACCCUUUUUGCCUUCAUCUACCUACGUCAUAGAGGCAUUAUCCAUCACCAAUUAGUGUCAAAAAAGUCUUACUUUGCACUUUACUAAAAGCUACUUUUGCAUUUUCCUAAAAUAUAGGCUACUUUCAAGACCUCUGACCCUCCAUUAGGCCUUAUUUAAGGAAUUCCUAUCUAGGCUUUCAGGGAUCCCAUUAAUUGAAGAAUUUUCCCGUAUCUUAGCUUGUCAGGGAGUCAUUAGCACUCCUACAUGGCGCCAGGUCUUAUCUUGACAUCCUAAAAGCCUUAAUUUGUCUUUUGUCCAUUAGCAUGGAGCUUUAUCUAUUCUUGUUGACACUUGACAUAUGUCUCUGGAACUUAGGGUGAAUUUUGGUCUCUGCUUAUGGGGAGACAGUUAUUUGCUAGGCAGAGUGUAUUUUGGAGCUAUAUGCACAAAUUCUGCUAGGGAUUACAUAUUUUCUAUUCCCAUUUCUAAUAUGAUUACAUUCAAUAUAUAGUUUCCAAUACAAGUAUUAUAUUUUCCCAAUACACCUUCAUCAAUAUUAUUAACUGUUAUAAUAUUCUCAUUUUACAUUGUAUUACUGUUUUUAUUUUUUUAUACUAUGAAUUGUGUUUAUGUUGUUGUUUAUUUUGUUUAAUUAGGUUGUUUGGGCUUUUGCCCCAUGUAACCACCUCGAGUCCCUGGGGAGAGAUGGUGGCGGGGUAUAAAUAAAGUUUUAUUAUUAUUAUUAUUUAUUAGAAAUUUCUAGACUUAUACAUGAGUAUAUACAAUUUGGCUUUUUAAUUUAAAACUUUUGGGGGAAUCUUAAUAGCUCUAUACAACUGCAAAUGUGCAUGAUUUCAACCAUCUUAAAAUGUAUUUUAAUUGUUGUAUAGUUCACUGUGUUUUUAGACUGUUACCUUAUUUUUAACUACUUUGAUAUUGUAAAACAUAUUGGAUUAUGCAUUGCUCUCAGAUUUUGGGUAUGAGGAGGGACUGGACAUUUUAACUAAUGAUAAAGCAAACACUUUGCUGAGCUUAUUUCAUCCCCUUUUAUUUGUGAUUUAAACUGCUAUUAUUUGUAGGACAUUUGCUGGGGUUCAGAGCCUUCUCAGAAACACGACAAAGACGCUUUGCUGGGGAAAGUGCUGUUUGGACACUUGGUUAUAUGUGGAAGUCAGGGACCACAGCAGUGCCAAAAUGGAAGCUGGUACUCCAGAAGGUGUCAGUUUCCAGCAGCCAACCAAAAAGAUCCCAAAACGUCGGAUAGUUAUACCUUCUCUGCAAAGUUUUAAAGAUGAGUAUGAAAAAGUAUCAAAGUAUUAUAUGUCGAACAGAAUACGGACUACAAAGUACAGACUAUGGACUUUCAUACCAAGAAAUUUAUAUGAACAAUUUCACAGAGCUGCCAAUUUAUACUUCCUAUUUAUAGUUCUGCUAAAUUGGAUCCCCGUUGUGGAAGCCUUUCGAAAAGAAAUCACAAUGAUUCCUCUCCUUGUGGUCCUCACAAUUAUUGCAGUGAAAGAUGGCCUGGAGGAUUACACGAAAUACAGAUUGGAUAAAAUGAUAAACAACUUUGUCACCCAUGUCUACUGUGGAAAGACUGGGGACUUUGUGGACAAGUUCUGGAAGGAUGUUAAGGUCGGUGAUUUUAUCCAGCUGUCAUGUAAUGAGGAAAUUCCUGCCGACAUGGUACUGUUGUAUUCUAGUGAUGGAGAUGGGCUCUGUCACAUUGAAACCUCAAGCCUUGAUGGAGAGACUAAUCUAAAAGAGAAGCUGAUCGUGAAAGGAUUUGUAGAACAGACCACUGAAAUGGAUCCAGAAUCAUUUUCAUACAGAAUUGAAUGUGAAAUACCAAACAGUGAUCUCAAUUGUUUCCGAGGCUUUAUACAGCAUACCAGUAAGGAACGAGUGGGGCUGAGUAAGGAUAAUUUACUGCUGCGAGGAUGCACUGUCAGAAAUACAGACAUUGUCGUGGGAAUUGUGGUGUAUGCAGGUCAUGAAACCAAAGUCAUGUUAAACAACACCGGAAGCCGUUAUAAACGAAGUAAAUUAGAAAAGAAGCUCAAUGGAGAUAUCAUCGGGUGUGUCCUGCUUCUUGUUGUGAUGUGCUCUGUGGUAGCUGUGGGUCGUGGAAUUUGGUUGAGCAACCACCCCGGACAAUAUGUCUAUAAUAGCGGAAAACAGUUCGAGCCAGUCUGGGGAGGCUUUUUAAUGUUUUGGACUAUGAUCAUUUUACUUCAGGUUUUGAUCCCAAUUUCUCUAUAUGUUUCCAUUGAAUUGGUCAAACUGGGCCAAAUUUAUUUUAUCCAAAAUGACAUUGAUCUAUACCAUGAGCCCACAGACACCAAGAUCCAGUGUGGAUCUCUGAAUGUUGCUGAGAACCUUGGACAGAUUGAAUAUAUUUUCUCCGACAAAACUGGAACCCUCACUGAGAACAAAAUGGUUUUUCGAAGAUGCAGCAUUGCAGGGCAGGAAUACGGCCAUGAAGAAAAUGCCAAGAGACUAGAAACCUAUCAACCAGAUUAUGAAUCAGACCAGGAUGAGGUGGCGUUAUUUGCUUCACAUUGUUCUUUGAAGCGCCUAUCUAGAGGAAGAAUUGGCCGAAAAUCAAGUAUAGGCCUAAAUAUGAAGUCUAUGAGCCGUAUGUUUCGCAGUGGCAGUAUGCUUGGUACACAAAGUAUGAAGCAACUAGCCUUCAGCAGCCCACUUGAAACUGAUGUUGUCCCAGACCAGCGACUUGUAAGCAAAUUCCGUCGAAUCUCAUUUAACUUCUAUAAGAAGUAUGAAACAGCUGAGCCAAUUUCAGAGAUAAUGCAAAUUUCUGAAUUUUUCAUUGCUCUGGCAAUUUGCAAUACAGUUGUUGUUUCAGAACCUGAAACAACAGGUACACAGCCCCCUCUAAAGAGGCGCUGGUCUUCAGUCGGCAAAGCAUCUGCAUUACCCAUAGGUGAUCUAAGGCAUAUGUUAAGCAAGUUUUCACCUCGAAAAAUUAGCCCCACAUCUGUUCAGACUCAAAGCAUACGUGAAGAAAGACCACCAGAAAGACCCAAGAAAUCACCAAAUCUGACUGUCUUCCAUGUACAGUUUCCAGCAUCUGUAACUGCCCAAUUCUCAGAGUCUUCAGUGAGCUCAGAAAGCGCUACAACAUCUGAGCAAGAAGAAACGGAGCUUUCAUGUUUACCUGAUACUAGUAAAGAGGAAUUAGUGUCUUUAGAUGCACCAGACAAAUUUCUUGUGCAUGAAGGAAUGGACCUUUUAUGUGCACCAGGGCCUGAUGUAGAUGGAUUGCCACUUGACUAUGAUCCAGCAGAGCUCUCCUAUGAAGCAGAGAGUCCUGAUGAAGCAGCACUUGUGCAUGCGGCUAGGGCUUACCAGUGCACUUUGGUGGCUAGAAAUCCUGAGCAGGUGGUGAUAGACAUGAAUUAUAUGGGAAUAUUAACAUUUCAACGGCUGCAUAUUUUGCCUUUUGACUCAACCCGCAAGCGAAUGUCUGUAGUGGUUAAGCACCCAAUUUUAAACCGUAUUGUGGUGUACACAAAAGGCGCAGACUCUGUGAUGAUGGAUUUGCUACAGAAAGAACCAACAGGUAAUGAAAACACUGAUAAAAACAGGAAGAAAAUGCAGGAAAGGACUCAGAGGCAUUUAGAUGAUUAUGCAUCAAAGGGACUCCGCACUCUUUGUAUAGCCAUGAAGAUCUUGAGUGAUGAGGAAUAUGAAGAAUGGUUACAAGGACAUUUUUUAGCUGAAAGCAGUAUAGAAAACAGGGAAGAACUGCUCCUUGAGUCAGCAGAAAGACUUGAGAACAACUUGAUUUUGCUUGGUGCCACUGGGAUUGAAGAUCGCUUGCAAGAAGGUGUCCCAGAAACCAUAGAGUCCCUUCGAAAAGCAGGGAUUAAUAUUUGGAUGCUGACUGGUGAUAAACGGGAGACUGCUGUCAAUAUAGCAUAUUCCUGUAAAUUAUUGGAAUCUACUGAUCAGCUCUUCGUUCUCAAGAGUAACAGUUUGGAUGAUUGCACAACGAUGAUAGAAGGUUUUUUAGAAGACAUCAAGAGAAAAGCUUGUUCUAAAGAAAGGCGUAGCACAAUUGCUCUCAGAAUCUCAGCCAGUGCACAUGUUAAGAAACCUCAGUUCAGUUAUGCACUAGUUAUAGAUGGACCAACGUUAAAAUUUGCUUUGCAUGACCGUGUACAAAAGAAGUUCUUAGAGCUCACAGCAAGUGUUCGGGGAGUGAUCUGCUGCAGAGCAACCCCUGUACAGAAGAGCCAGAUAGUGACACUGGUGCGAAAGGAACGGAAGGUGAUGACACUGGCUAUUGGUGAUGGUGCCAAUGAUGUCAGUAUGAUUAAGCUUGCUGAUGUUGGAAUUGGAAUCUGUGGCCAAGAAGGCAUGCAGGCUGUGUUGGCAAGUGAUUUUGCACUUGCUCAAUUCAAGCAUCUGAAAAAGCUGCUGUUUGUUCAUGGUCACUGGUGUUAUACCCGGCUGGCCAACAUGAUCCUAUACUUUUUCUACAAGAACUUGGCUUACGUCGGUCUCCUGUUCUGGUUCCAGUUCUUCUCUGGAUUUUCAGGAACUCCCAUGAUCGACUACUGGAGUUUGAUUUUCUUCAACCUUCUCUUCACAUCAGCACCCCCUAUCAUUUAUGGUGUGUUAGACCAAGAUGUCUCUGCAGAAUGUCUUCUGAGCAAUCCAGAACUUUACAAGGCUAGUCAGAGAAAUGAGCCAUAUGGCAAGUCAGCUUUUGCUGUGAACAUACUUGAUGGAUUUUACCAAAGCUUUGUCUGCUUUUUUCUCCCUUACUAUACAUACCGUAACUCUGGUAUAGACCUCUACUCCUUUGGAAGCAUUCUUAACACUACCAUGUUCUUUAUAAUAAUACUGCACCUUGUGAUUGAGAGUAAAUAUUUGACUAUGAUACACUUCUCUGUUUUUGCAUUUAGCAUCAUUUUGUUCUUUUCCAUUAUCGGAACCUUUGGAGCCCUCUGUGUUCUUUGCAACCCACCUGCCAAUCCAUACUGGGUUAUGCAAAGGCAGUUGGCUAAUCCAGUAUUUUAUCAGAUCUGCAUCGUCACAACAAUGUUGGCUCUACUUCCAAGGUUUUUGUACAGAAUAAUAGAAAGCACAGUGUUUCCAAGCCCACUGCUGCAAGCCAGAUUCCAUGAAAGCCAAUUUAAGCAAACAAAGAUGUUCUGUAUGAAAGUGAUCCCAGUGGAAACUGAUGACUAAAGAACAAAUGGACAUACAAGAAAACAUCUGCCAGCACCCGGCAAGAAAAUAUCUACAAGAGCACAGAAAGUACAGAAAAUGAAGGCAUAAAUACUCUGUGCCAACAUAAGCAUUACUUUUUGUAUAAAAACAAAGAAGAUACACAUGUGUAAUCUCAUUGGCUCAGAUAUAUCAAAGAUCAUUAUACAGAUCAAUAAAAAUCCAACAUUUAAACAA